This is a messenger RNA of Limulus polyphemus (Atlantic horseshoe crab), 733 nucleotides long. RefSeq lists its product as uncharacterized. The transcript has 5 exons. The record is from RefSeq and is a predicted model, not a curated record. The coding region runs from base 132 to 521 and encodes 129 amino acids. Lineage: Eukaryota; Metazoa; Arthropoda; Merostomata; Xiphosura; Limulidae.
AUAUGUAGGCGACGACUUUGUAUAAAAGCACCUUUGAGAAGCCUAAAUGACACAUUUUCAGUUCAUAUCUCGAGAAGCUUGACUGAGGAUCUGAUCAAUAUCACCAAUUUUCGUAUUGAAAAGAGGACAACAUGGCAGUAAACAUGAAGAUGCUAUUCUUGGGCGGACUGGUCGUAGCAACAGUUGCAUUUGCUACAGUUGAUUAUGAAUUUGAAAAAAGCCUGAAAGACAUCCUUGCUCAGAGAAAAGGUCUAUCGUACAUGAAAAACAUGAUCCAUGAUUUGGACUCUCGCCUGGAGAACCUACAGAAAAGAACUUGCUUUCUCAACGCAGGAAUGUCACAUAGUUGUGACUAUAGGGACCUUGUCAGUGCUGUUGAUGAGCAGAAAUUCUGGGCAUCCGAAAACUCACCAGGCCGUAGGCGAAGAUCUGUUUCUUCUCUUACUUUUAACACCCCUAAGACAGGUGCUGCUUCGAGAGUUUCUAGGUUUUUGCAUUCACUUCUUCCAAGCCGACGAUAGAAGAAAUAAUCAUUUUCAAUUGUUAUGUAAUUACCAAGGUGUAGAAGAUCUUUAUUCUCUAAGGAACUUGGAAGAAGAGAAAGUCCACUAUUUGUGUCAAAUUAUUGUUUUUCUGAUUCGUUUUAAACUCCCUGAAAAAAAUAAUUUAUGUAACUUUUGUUGGAUAAUGAAUUAAAGAUAUGAUAGAAUAAAACCUGUGUCAUUUCCUGCUA